AUGCCUAGAUAUAUUAAUACUUCCUUUACCUACACUUCAAAAUUUGGAAUAGCUCUCCAUUUAAGAAGUGAAAAUGGAGCAUUUGCGCUGGCUGUUUUAGGUUUUAUCAAAUUGUUUUUUAUUAUAAAAUUGUCUCGUAUUAAACACUUGCUAGGUGGAAAUGAUGAUCGAUCUCUGACGUACUUCGCUCAUACGACAAUAAAUCAGUCAUUUCUUAUUAUUGAAAUGUUUCCAUUAUUUCAAGAAAUUGAUUUACUUAUUGCACGUUUGGAGAAUGGGUUUGAAUACGUUGAAAAGUUUACUAUUUGUGAAUUUGGUGAAGCACAUCGAGGAACGGAAAAACCGUUGUACUGGAAUUUAAGUCAGAAUUGGAACAUAUUAGAGAAAUAUCAAUUAAAAAUUGCUUAUUUGCCGUUUAAACAGUUUCCAAAACUCUAUAAAUUGUAUCCAGCUCACUUAGUAGCUAAUAUUAAAUUAAAUGUAAACCGUCCAUUUAUAAUCAUGUGUAUGGCUUUUUUAAGAACGAACAAGUUUUUUCAUGCAAAUCAGGCCGGUUUUCUCGAGGUCAGUCAACAAUAUCUCAGCUAA
Molecule: messenger RNA, 588 nt
Organism: Didymodactylos carnosus
Lineage: Eukaryota; Metazoa; Rotifera; Eurotatoria; Philodinida; Philodinidae
Source: the annotation of a GenBank genome assembly